UUUAAAUGAUUGCACCAGAAAAGACAAAGAACAAAGCGGAAGAAUGAUGUGUUGCUCGCGACCUCUGCUCUUCUCUCUGCUCUUUUGCUUCCGUGAGCUGGUUUUAGCUCAGGUAAAAUAUUCGACUCCAGAGGAAGUCAAAGUGGGAACUAUCAUUGGAAAUGUUGCCAAGGAUUUGGGUCUUGAAGUCAGUGCUUUGAUAAAUCGGCGUUUUCGUAUUGUGUCCGGGGCUCAGGACUCUCUGUUUGAGGUAAACCCAAACAAUGGGGUUUUGUUUGUUCAUAAGAAUCUCGACAGAGAACAGCUGUGUGAUAGAAAUGCUGCUUGUUUAAAAGAUCUGAAAAUCGUUGUUGAAAAUCCACUUGAGAUCCAUUAUGUCACGGUGGAAAUAACGGAUGCAAACGAUCAUGCACCGACUUUUGUGGAGAAAGGAAAGGUGAUAGAAAUAGCAGAAAACACUCUGCCAGGAGCUCGAUUUCAACUACCAGGCGCCCGUGAUCCAGAUGUGGGAGUAAAUUCUGUGCAGCGGUACAAGCUUAGUCAGAAUGAUCAUUUUAAUCUAGAAAUUCGAGACAGAGGAGAGGAUAAAAUCCCAUUUUUAGUGUUGCAGAGGCAGCUGGACCGAGAGCAGAAAACAAAUCAUAGCUUGAUUUUAACAGCGACAGAUGGAGGCACACCUCCAAAAUCAGCUCAUCUUAAUCUUACCAUAAAGGUUCUAGAUAACAACGAUAACAGACCUACUUUUUCUCAGGAGGUUUAUUCUGUAACAUUGCAAGAAAAUGUUGCUUUGGAUACUGUUGUUAUAAAAGUCCGAGCAACCGAUAUGGACGAAGGGACUAAUGGGGAAGUCGAGUAUGCCUUUGGAGGUGACAUUAACCCAAAAGUGCUUGAGUUAUUUAGUCUAGACGGAAACACUGGCGAAAUUCGAGUUAAGGGACACAUCGACUAUGAAACAGCCGAUGUUUUCAAGUUAGACGUUCAAGCCUCCGAUAGAGGUCAACCUCCGAUGACAACAGACUGUAGAGUUAUCAUAAAGAUUCAAGAUGUCAAUGACAAUACACCAGAAAUCGAAGUGACAUCAAUAUCAAACCAAGUCCCCGAGGAUUCAAAGCAAGGGACCGUAAUUUCUCUCAUUAGUGUAACAGACAGUGAUUCUGGACUGAAUGGUAAAGUCAAAUGCUCUCUGAAUGGUAAUGUCCCAUUCGAAUUGAAACCGUCAUUUAAAGAAAACAUGUAUUCACUGGUGACAAAGGAAAGACUGGACAGGGAAACUGUAUCACAUUAUGAAAUUUCAAUUACAGCUAUAGACUUUGGUGAGCCUCCACUUUCUGCAAUAAAAACACUAAAUGUAGAGGUGUCCGAUGUAAACGAUAACAGCCCAGAGUUCCCACAGAGCCCCCUUGAAUUAUAUCUGACAGAGAACAAUGCACCUGGCGAAUCAAUAUUCUCUGUGAGUGCUGUUGAUAAAGACUUGAAUGACAACGCUGCAGUUUCCUAUCAUAUUUCUCGAGAGGGAGGGAGUCAUGGUGACAUGGCAUCUUUUCUGAACAUUAACUCUGAAAAUGGACACAUCACUGCGCUGAAAAGUUUCGACUUUGAAACAGUGAAAACGUUCACGUUCACUGUUGUGGCCACAGAUUCUGGAACCCCAUCUCUGAGCAACAACGUCACAGUCAACGUCUUCAUUCUGGAUCAGAACGACAACGCUCCAGUCAUCCUCUAUCCACUCAGCUCCAACGGCUCUGCUGAAGGUGUGGAGGAGAUUCCACGCAAUGUCAACGCAGGACACUUGGUCACCAAAGUCAGAGCCUAUGACGCUGAUAUAGGAUAUAACGGCUGGUUGCUCUUCUCACUGCAACAAGUCACUGAGCACAGUCUCUUUGCUCUGGACCGAUACACAGGACAGAUCAGAACACUUCGCUCAUUCACAGAGACAGACGAGGCUGAGCAUAAACUCAUCAUACUGGUCAAAGACAAUGGCAACGUUUCCCUCUCUGCAACAGCUACUGUCAUUGUCAAAGUGGUGGAGCCCAAAGAGGCUUUCGCUGCGUCUGACGUCAAAAGUGCAACAAACGAUGAUGAGGACAAUAAUGUGACUUUUUAUCUCAUGAUCACUCUGGCCUCAGUGUCUGCACUCUUCAUCAUCAGCAUCAUCGUGCUGAUUGCAAUGCAGUGCUCCAAAUCCACUGACUAUACUUCCAAAUAUCUCCAAGAGACCAAUUAUGACGGGACACUGUGUCACAGCAUCCAGUACAGAUCUGGAGACAAACGCUACAUGUUGGUGGGACCCAGAAUGAGUAUAGGAUCUACUAUAGUCCCGGGCAGCCAUGCCAACACACUAGUGCUCCCUGACAGGAGGAGGGGCUCCACUGAGGUGUGGUUUCUGCCCAAAGAUUAA
Molecule: messenger RNA, 2398 nt
Organism: Cheilinus undulatus (humphead wrasse)
Lineage: Eukaryota; Metazoa; Chordata; Actinopteri; Labriformes; Labridae
Product: protocadherin alpha-8-like
Exons: 2
Coding region: 44-2398 (784 amino acids)
Biological process (GO): homophilic cell-cell adhesion
Cellular component (GO): plasma membrane
Molecular function (GO): calcium ion binding
Source: RefSeq, a predicted model, not a curated record